CAAGUGAAUGGAAACGUCCCAAACCACUUCUAGCGCUGUGCGUUUGCAUCGUUGGGCCCGCGGACGGCUCUGCUUACCGGCGGCACAAGGUUCAAUGAACAAGGGACCCACUGACUGGCUAUCAAGUACGAAAUAAAUGAAAUAAUUCGUGGCACUGCGUAGGCCCGUGAUCUAUAAAAGUCGCUGAACCGACGGCUCAGAGCACCAGUUCCGCACCGAUCAUUGUGACGUCGCCAUAGCUUCUGGAUCCAGCAACGCAUCGUACGAUGAAACUGUUCGCAAUCAUUUUGGCCCUAGGCGCUGUGGUCAGCGCAGAGUUCGUAGUGCAGACGCGCGACGAUCUCCUCCAGUACCGUGGCGAGUGCGUGAAGUCGCUCGGUGUAUCGGACGAGAUGUUAGAGAAGUAUAAGUCGUGGAACUUCCCGGAAGAUGACACCACCCAAUGCUACAUCAAAUGCAUCUUCAAAAAGAUGCAACUGUUUGACGACACUAACGGUCCCAACGUGGACAACCUGGUCCUACAGUUGGCGCACGGCCGGGACGCCGAAGAAGUGCGCAGCGAGAUCAACAAGUGCACCGGUAGCAACACCGACGGCAACAUCUGUCACUGGGCAUUCCGUGGCUUCCAGUGCUUCCAGAAGAACAACCUGUCGCUGAUUAAGGCCAGUGUGAAGAAAGAUUGAACCUUCUUGACACGUACUCUUCCUUCCACCCACGCAAAAGAAGGCAGCUUGAUGGCGGUGGUGCGCAGCCGGUGUUCCGAAACAGAAUAAAGUGAUGUUUUGUUGCAGUAAACGGUGCAUUGUGUAGUAAUGGGUUCUAUCAACUGUGCAUCUAUCAAAACACCGUUAAUACACACACAAAAACAAUGGGGAUGUUCGAAAAUCCCGCAAGCGAACGACCAUAGCAGCUGAAGGUAGUCAUCUAAGGCUGUAAGAUAUUACAAAACGCCCUCUGGAUAACAUGGAUCGAAGAUUUGCGAAUGAAAUGCGAUACAAG
Molecule: messenger RNA, 999 nt
Organism: Anopheles bellator
Lineage: Eukaryota; Metazoa; Arthropoda; Insecta; Diptera; Culicidae
Product: general odorant-binding protein 99a-like
Exons: 2
Coding region: 267-683 (138 amino acids)
Biological process (GO): sensory perception of smell
Molecular function (GO): odorant binding
Source: RefSeq, a predicted model, not a curated record